AGCUGCGGAGUUGUGGAGUCAUGGCGGAGCUCCGCCGCACCUCUGAUCAUUGGAGUUACGGCGAGAAUUAGUGAUAAACUGUCAAACUUUCUAACAAAUUUAAAAUGAUCGAAAGUGAGUUAAAGUUACGAGCGCCGUCAAACCACCGCCAAUCGAUUUGAAACCGAGAACUGGCAAAGAUGUGAGACUCUCCGGAGCUGAAGAAGAAGAAGAAGAAGAAAAACCGUUGGAGUCUCUCCUAAAGUCGCAAAGAUGGCUUCUUGCUUCUUUCAAUCUCACACAAAAAACUCUUUAACAGGAGCGUCGUUGUUUUCAGCGCUUUGUGUCGUUCUGUAGCGGGCGGACCGGACCGGGUGUGAUGGAUCCCAAGCACAAAGAGUUGUUAGAGCAGUGCCAGGAAAAGUUGUCGGAGUCCGUCACAGAUGUGGACCGGGUUCUGGAGCUGCUGGCCCAGUCAGGGAGUCUGAGCCCGGCCGAGCGAGCGGAGCUCGACAGAAACUGCUCCAGCUCCGCCGAGAAGGUCCAUCUGCUCCUCAAGACUCUGGUGGAGAAGAAGGAGAGGGAUCACUUCCAGGAGUUCUGCUGGGCUCUGGAGAAAACCCACCCGGUGCUGCUCAGCGCUCUGCUGCCUGCGAACAACCACAACAACACGGGAUCCACGUGCAGCGUCCUGUCUGCGAUGCCGUCGGACUCGGAGAGCAGCAGUUCUCUUAGCAGCGUUGCAUCCUCACCCCCUCCUGCACACCCGGAGAAGCGUGUGAUGAGUGAGAAACUGGAGACGGUGAUCUUCCAACUCCGCCAGGUGACCCGUGAACGAGACGACCUGCGCAAGAGACUGGCGCUCUCCUCACCCGGCACCACCUUUGACGACUGCAGACCGAGUGUGAAGCCGGGUCACGAUUACGAGCGUCUGAAGCUUCAGUGCAUGAAGGCCAUGUCAGAUCUACAGUCUCUCCAGAACCAGCACACCAAAACCCUGAAGAGAUGCGAGGAGGCCGUGAGAGACGCCGAGUACUACCACACUCUUCACGGACGUGUGGUUGGUGAACAGACUCAUCUGCGGGACGAGAUGGAGGCGGUGAAGCAGAACUACUCUCAGCUCAUCCAGCAACACUCGCAGCUGCAGCAAACCUGCGACGAACUGCACCGGAUACACGACAGCGACCAGAGAGAGGCUUCAGACAUGCGCCUGCUGCAGCAACAGGUCAUGAGGGAGAACGGCUCCUCAGACCUGCUGAAUAAACUUUACGACACGGCCUUAAACAAGCUGGAGGGGACGAAGAAAGAGUACGAUGCACUGAGGAAACGAUUCAACGAGAAAACGGCGAGUCACAACGCUGAUCUGAGCCGCCUGGAGGCGAUGGAGGAGGAGAACAGACGUCUCCAGAAACAGCUGGACGUUCUGUUGAAGCAGAGAGACUCUGCGCUUCACUUCCAGCAGCAGUACGGCGGAUCCGUCAGGAGGUUUGAGAGUCUCCAGCAGGAGCUGAAUAAGAUGUCCGCUCAGAACGAGGAGCUGCAGAGGGAAACUGAGCGUCUUCAGAUGGAGAACACGCGCUAUAAGACGCUGCAGCUGAAGGCGGUGAAAGACGGCGAGAAGCUGAAGGAGGAGAGAGACUCCGUGUUAAACGAGUACAGACUGAUCAUGAGCGAGAGAGAUCAGGUCAUCAAGGAGGUGGACAAGCUGCAGACCGGACUGGAGGCGGCCGAGGCCAAACUCAAGAACACGUCUGGCGAGAGGAGGGUGGCCAGCGACGAGAUUGAGGCUCUUAGACAGGAACUGAACUCCGCACUGCUGGACCGGGACCGGGCGAUCCGGGAAAAGACGGAGCUGCUGGAGAAGUACUGUCACGAGGUGCAGGACAAGGUGGAGACGCAGAAGGAGCUGAGCCAGGCCUGUAAAGACAUCGAGAUGGUGCGAGAGGAGCGCGACGUGGCCCGCAAAGAGCGAACCGAGGCCAUUAUCCAAAGAGACCAGCUCCUGAGAGAGUAUUACCAGGCCAGACAGAAGCAGGACAGUGCAACGCUGGACAUUGAGCGCGUCAGUAAGGAGCUGGAGGUGCUGAGGAAACAGUGCGAGGCCGUUUCCGAGGAGCUCCAGGAGGCCGUGCAGGAGGCGGAGGUGGCGAAAUGCAGGAGAGAUUGGGCCUUUCAGGAGAGAGACAAGAUCGUAGCAGAGAGAGAGAGCAUACGGACGUUGUGCGAUAACCUGCGACGCGAGAGGGACCGAGCUGUUAGCGAUCUCGCCGACGCUCUGAGAAACCUCGACGACCUGCGGAAACAAAAGAACGACGCGGUGCGAGAACUGAAGGAGCUCAAGGAAUGCAUGGAGGAGCAGCUGGAGAAGGAGGCACGUUUUCGCCAACUGAUGGCCCACAAUUCUCACGACUCUGCUAUCGAUACGGACUCGCUGGAGUGGGAAACGGAGACGGUGGAGUUUGAGAGGAGUGCGGAGGACAUGGAUUUGAGUGCUUUUGGUUUUGAUAUUGCCGAGGGGGUGAGCGACUCGUAUCUACCCGGGGAUUAUGGGAUAUUCGUGAGCAAGGUGGACAAAGGAAGUAUUGCGGAGGGCAGGUUAAGAGUGAACGACUGGUUGUUGAAGAUAAAUGAUGUGGAUCUGGCCAAUAAGGACCGGAAGCAGGUCAUAAAGGUGGUGUUCAGUGGAGGCGGGCUCAUCAACAUGGUGGUCCGCAGGAGGAAGUCUCUUGGAGGAAGGAUGGUCACCUCUGUUCAUCUUACACUGGCAGGGCAUAAAGAUUGUGGUGUUGGGUUGGAGAGCGGCAUGUUCGUAUCGUCUGUUUCUCCAGGCAGUCCUGCAGCCAGGGACGGUUCGGUGUGUCCGGGCGAUCGGGUUCUCAAUAUAAACGGAAUUUCACUGGAUAAUAAAUCAGUGAGUGAAUGUGAGACUCUCCUGCGGAGCUGCAGAGAUUCGCUGUCUCUUUCCCUCCUGAAGUUUUUCCCACAGAGUCUGUCGGGUCAGAGUAUCGCCGAGAGCCAGCGUGACUGCGAAAGGAACUCAAACGGGAAGUCGGCCGAUCACCUGCGGCCCUGCAGAAAGCAGCCCACCAGCAACCACUCCGCCCAUAAAGACCCGUACAGCCCGACACGUGACGUCGAGAGCGAGCGCGCUCAGCGUGCCUCUCUGUAUCGCUCAGACCCGUAUCACGAGAUCUGCCUGCAUCACAACUCCAAACGACCCCUCACCUUUCACCCCGUUUCCCCCGGCGACUGCAUCACCGCAGAGGAGAGGCGGAAACAAAGCGGCGGCACGUGGCCGAAAAUGGUCGCGGUUGCUAUGACGACUGCGGACAGCAUCCCGCCGCUCUCUAUUUUUAAGACCCCAAAGAAGCGGAAGUCGAUAUUUGACGCAGACAUGUUCAAGCGGCCGGAGACGACGCCGUCCAAGCUGGACUACCUCAGUCUGUCCCAGAAACAUUCCCCGCAGAGCUCGUGGGCCGAGGGGUCGCCACAGAUGCCGCCCGAGCCGCCCAAGCGCAGCGACUCCUUCAAGUUCAAACACAAACCGCAGGGAAGCUCCGCCUCCGAUUCCACCAUAACCACCGGCUCACCCCCGGCCACGCCCAUUCAGACCACGCCCACAGACCAAACCACGCAUGACUUUGAUAAUCGAGACCGCAACGGGAAUGUGGUUCAGAGACAGGGGUCGGGGGAAGCGUCUGGACAGGGCGCGGAUGAAGCGGAGAUGAGGAGAGGAAGACCGAACUCUGCACCCGCUCAGCGCCGGAGCCUCACGCCCCUGAAGAUGCCCUUCCCACAGAGCUUCUCGCACGAGGACCACUCUCCUGAGCCUGUGGAUCUGGUUCGGUUCUCUCCUUUCCGCUCAAAUCGGCACAGUUCAGGCUUCUCACCCGCGCAAGCACACACCACUCCCAGAACACUGUCUCCCUACCCGGCCGUCACCGCAGUCAUGAGGAACCCAGUGUACAAGGCCUGGAGUCACUGUGUCAAAACCACUAACCCCUCUUCAGUUCCUGCUCACACAUACACUCAAGUCAGUCCGCAGCACCAGGGCCGAUGGAGUGUGGAUCUCAACCACAAGUGCUCCGGUGAACUCUACGACGGCUCGCGCGGCUCGGGACAGCACAACACCAACUCCCUGCCCUCCAGCGCCAGACUGGGUUUGUCUCAGUACCGCGAGCAGCGCAUUAAGAUUCCCUCCACCCCUCGCUACGCUCGAUCCGUUCAUGGCUCUGAUAGAGGAUCACUAUCUCACUCUGACUGCAGCAGCCCAAGUCUCGUGACUCCGCCCCUUUCUCCUCUGGACGCCGCCUCCUUCACCAGCAGCCAAUCACAGGGCUCCAUCUCCGCCCACACCAGGCUGUCAGUCAGCCCUGUGCCAAUAGAUAGGAGAAGGGACAGGCCGUACAUAGAAGAGCCACGAUGUGUCACUAUCCCCAAAGGGGCGGAGCCUCUGGGCAUCUCCAUCGUGGGCGGGGAGAAUGGUGGGAUUUUUGUUUCCAAGGUAACGGGGGGCAGCAUUGCUCAACAGCACCACCUGGAGUUUGGAGAUCAGCUGCUCGAGUUUAACGGCAUUAAUCUCAGGAACGCCACGGAGCAGCAGGCGAGACUCAUCAUUGGGCAGCAGUGUGACAUCAUCACCAUACUGGCACAGUACAACCCACACAUGUACCAACUGGGCAAUCACUCUCGCUCUAGCUCCCGGAUGGAGUCGUCCAUAAGCUCUCACUCCACGCCCGGGACGCCCGAGACGCUCAGCGAACAGGACGAGGGCACCGUAACUCCGCCCUCCAAACAGGCCACGCCCACAUCCAGCCCUCAUAGCGCCGGCAGGGAUUGGAGUGAGGGCAGGAAACAUGCGGAGCCGAGGCAGGUGGUGCUGAGGAAGACUCAGGUGGACCCGGGGUUGAAGAUCUGCGGAGGGAACCUGACGGGGGUGUUUGUUGAGGGCCUCGAAGAGGACGUCGACGGCCUGCAGCCUGGAGACCUCAUACUGGAGUGUAACUCGGUAAGUCUGAAGAAUAAGACCGCUGAGGAGGUGUACCUAGAGAUCCUGAAACCCGCGGAGAACGUCGUCCUCAGAGUCCAGAACCGACCCGAACACUUCAGGAGGGCCAAAGGCGCACCAGGAGACGGGUUUUACAUCCGGGCUUUAUUUGACCAUGUUGGUGAUUCAGAGCAGGAGUUGAGUUUCAAGAAGGAUGAUAUCCUCUACGUGGACGACACACUGCCCAGGGGGAAUUUCGGCUACUGGUUGGCAUGGCAACUGGACGAGAACGCACAGAAACUGAUGCGCGGACAUGUGCCCAGCAAGUGCAUGAUGGAUCAAGACUCCCAGCGGCGGUACAGCAUCACAGACGCUAAGGACGAGAGCGGUUCUGGUAAAACGGUCUCAGCCGCGGCGCGCCGGUCGUUCUUUCGGCGUAAACUCAAACACAAACGCAGCAGCUCUAAAGACGCCCGUGACGCUCCUGCGUUAGACACCGUCAGCACAGACUCAGUGCUGUUCAUGGAGGACUGUGUAAGUCCGGCCUAUCAGCGCGUGCAGAAACUGGAAUCAGCCAAUCGCAGGCCGGUGUUGAUACUGGGGCCUCUUGUUGAGCCAAUCAAAGACAUGCUGCUCAGAGAGGCUCCUGGGAAAUACUGCCGCUGUUUACCUGAGGGGAUGAAGGCGACCCAGCAGGCCAUCGAGCGCGGCGUCAAAGACUGUCUCUUCAUCGAUUACAAGCGCAGGAGCGGACACUUCGACGUCACCACUGUGGCCUCCAUUAAAGAAAUCACAGAGAAGGAGUGCCACUGUCUUCUGGACAUCGCUCCUCACGCCAUCGAGCGGCUGCACGUCGUCAACAUUUACCCCAUCGUCAUAUUCAUACGCUACAGAAACGCCAAGCAGAUCAAGGAGCAGAAAGACCCGGUGUAUCUGCGAGACAAAGUGUCACAAAAACAUUCCAAAGAGCAGUUCGAGUCGGCGCAGAGGAUCGAUCAAGACUACAGCAAAUACUUCACAGGUGUCGUCCAGGCCGGCAGUCUGUCCAACAUAUGCACUCAGAUCAUGGCCAUCGUGGACCAGGAGCAGAACAAAGUCCUGUGGAUACCUGACGGAAGCACGUGAAGAAACACACACACACACACACACACACAUCUUUCACAAUAAUAACAAGGCCUCGCUAGCAAUCUCACACUGUUUCAACACUCCACUGCUGUAAAACUCACUAGGGCUGGGCUCUGUGGCAUGUUUCAGUCAAUAUUAAGCGUUUAAUAUUAUAUAUUAUUUGGUCUGAUUGGAGGAUUAGUUGGCAUCAUCACUCACAGAAUGCUCAUAAAUGUCCCUUUGUAGUUUUCUGUAAAUAUCGCUGUUUAUUAUCGCCCAGCCCUGAACAAACUCUCAGGCAACGACGACCACAACUGUAUGUGUCGUUUGCGACGUGAGCGGGCAGCAAUAUCAUGUUUUCUCUGUGGUAACACUAAUUUAUGAGGGCUUUCAUGUAGUUCUUCAUGUUUACAGAGUUGAUGUUUAUGAACCAGCUUACUUGAACGUUUAACUUCAUGUAUCUGUCCGAUCCAAGCUUAGGUCCACACAGACGCUCAAUUUACGAGUUGGGUUUGUUUUCCGAUCGCUGUGCUGAAGGAUUCGUUCACCUGGAAAUCAACGUCAUUUGAUGUUCGAUGAACAACAGCAGAUGUUCGGGCUGCUCUUUUCCACACGGCACUGCAAAAAAAGCCUUUUUACUCAGUAUUUGUGUCAGUCUGAAUGUCAAAAAAUCCCUAAAUCAAGAUGCCUCUACUAGAUGAGUGAAAUAACGUAAGAUGUCGAUAACAAAUUAAUCAGAAUUAAGUGAGU
Molecule: messenger RNA, 6820 nt
Organism: Pimephales promelas (fathead minnow)
Lineage: Eukaryota; Metazoa; Chordata; Actinopteri; Cypriniformes; Leuciscidae
Gene: dlg5b.1
Product: discs large MAGUK scaffold protein 5b, tandem duplicate 1
Biological process (GO): negative regulation of hippo signaling; regulation of apoptotic process
Cellular component (GO): plasma membrane
Molecular function (GO): protein binding
Source: RefSeq, a predicted model, not a curated record